AUGGCACCUGGCCUUGUGGAACCUGCUCAGUACGACGCCUUCAAGGACUCUGACGUCAAGGCUCCUCACAAGAACAAGUCGGUUAUCAACUACACGCCAGGCCGUAACGUCGUCGAGUCACACGAGAACUACGAGUAUGAGGAUCUUAAACCACGCUUCCCAGACGUCAAGUGGCCGGCCUUGACUGAAGUGCCGUACCACGAUAAGGGCCUCAACGGUGACCCAGAGUUCCGAAAUCUCCUUAGCGCCGCCACAGAUGUCUUCGACUACAACCCCAAGAUCGGCACAGAGAUCCACGGCAUUGACUUGGCCAACCUCACGGAUGCCCAGAAGGACGACCUCGCACGCCUUAUUGCCACUCGAGGCGUCGUCUUCUUCCGGGACCAAAAGAACCUUACCAUCGAUGCUCAGCGCGAGCUCGGAGCCUACUUUGGCAGCCUGCACAAGCACGCCACCACCUGUGUGCCCCAGCGCCCUGGCCUUGAGGAUGUUCAUGUUGUGUACACCGGUGAGAACUCGACAGACAUGCGGGCCAUGUUUACCCCAACCUUCCUGUGGCACUCCGACGUGACUUAUGAGUUUCAGCCUCCCUCUUACACGUCCCUGAAGGUCGUCACUGGCCCUCCACGCGGCGGAGGAGGCGACACCCUCUGGUCCUCACAGUAUGCAGCAUAUGAUGCCCUUUCCCCAUUCAUGCAAAAGUACCUUGAGAGCCUUACCGCUCUGCACUCCGCCGAGAUGCAAGCGCAAGGAUCACGUGAGCUGGGCCGUCCUGUCCGCCGCGACGCUGUCACUACGGAACACCCCAUUAUCCGCACCCACCCCGUGACGGGCUGGAAGUCACUCUUCUUCAAUCCCGGCUUCGUUACCAAGAUCGUCGGGAUCCCCAAGACUGAGAGCGAUGCCAUCCUCGGAUACCUCAACGAGGUCAUCGCCACAACCCAGGAGCUUCACGUCCGCUUCCAGUGGAAUAAGGACGACGUCGCGUUCUGGGACAAUCGUGUCUGCAAUCACACUGCAUCUUACGGCUUUGCGCCCCACCGCCGUCACGCCGUGCGAGUCUGCUGCCAGGCCGAGCGUCCAGUCUUCGAUCCUGCCGGAAAAUCCCAGGAAGAAGAUCUUGCCGAGCGCUAUGGUCUUCCCAAGGUCAACAAGGACGGCUCGGGCAUUGUCAACUACAAUGACUAG
Mytilinidion resinicola is the source of this 1188-nucleotide messenger RNA. Its product is annotated as TauD-domain-containing protein. The transcript has 3 exons. Lineage: Eukaryota; Fungi; Ascomycota; Dothideomycetes; Mytilinidiales; Mytilinidiaceae. The coding region runs from base 1 to 1188 and encodes 395 amino acids. Gene Ontology annotation, cellular component: cytoplasm. The record is from RefSeq and is a predicted model, not a curated record. Gene Ontology annotation, molecular function: 2-oxoglutarate-dependent dioxygenase activity.